Messenger RNA from Lizanozyma spartinae, 615 nucleotides. RefSeq lists its product as uncharacterized. The transcript has a single exon. Gene Ontology annotation, molecular function: RNA binding. The coding region runs from base 1 to 615 and encodes 204 amino acids. The record is from RefSeq and is a predicted model, not a curated record. Lineage: Eukaryota; Fungi; Ascomycota; Pichiomycetes; Serinales; Debaryomycetaceae.
AUGUCCGUUGUAGAAGAACAAAACCAAGUAGUUGUUGAAGAAACUGCUCCUACUGAAGAAGUUGAAGUUUCUGAAGAGGCCAAGACCGAGGAAGAACAACAAGUUGAAGAAGAUCAAGCUGAACGUUUGAAGAGACAAUCGGAGAUUGAUUCUCGUUCUAUUUAUGUUGGGAAUGUUGAUUUCCAAAGUACUCCAGAACAAUUGGAACAUUUCUUCAAUGUCGUGGGUGUUAUCAAAAGAGUAACCAUUUUGUUUAACAAGUUCACUCGUUUGCCUAAGGGUUAUGCUUAUAUUGAAUUUGAAAAUGUUGAAUCUGUUGAAAAAGCUAUUUCCGAUUUGAACGAGAAGAUUUUCAGAGGUAGAGAAUUGAGAAUAACCACCAAAAGAACCAACUUGCCUGGGUUCAACAAAAGGGGUGGUUACAGAGGUAGAGGUAACUUCAGAGGUAGAGGUAAUUUUAGAGGAAGAGGUGGAAGAGGUGGAAGAGGUGGAAGAGGUGGAAGAGGUGGAAGAGGUGGAUUUGCUAAUGGAAGUUCCCCAGAAAGUGCAGAUGCUCCUGUCACAUCUGAAGCCCCUGCUACCAAUAGUACAGAAACUGGUUCCGUUGAAAACUAG